Messenger RNA from Gigantopelta aegis, 1656 nucleotides. RefSeq names its product acyloxyacyl hydrolase-like. Gene Ontology annotation, molecular function: acyloxyacyl hydrolase activity; calcium ion binding. Lineage: Eukaryota; Metazoa; Mollusca; Gastropoda; Neomphalida; Peltospiridae. The record is from RefSeq and is a predicted model, not a curated record. The transcript is spliced from 18 exons. The coding region runs from base 1 to 1656 and encodes 551 amino acids. Gene Ontology annotation, biological process: lipopolysaccharide catabolic process; negative regulation of inflammatory response.
AUGUUGGUGGUGGUUAUGAUGCUAUUGUUAUUUUCUCGAGCGUGUUCUAUCGGGCUGGGCUUGGUGUAUCAGCUGGGAGAGAUCAACAAUGAAACUGUCACCAAAGCCUUGGAGCGGCUCUGCGGGUUCAUGCCAGAGAAGAUCAAACAUCCCUGCCUCGUCCUCGCAGACUUCAUUGGUCCCUUCCUGGUUGGCUUAGUGGCACAAAAGGACACGCCAGACGUGGUGUGUACAGCGAUUGGUUUGUGUAAGACAGACCCCGGGCAUGAGACGUGCAGACUGUGGAAGAAACCCAAGAUGGAUUUCAAUGUUGCUGUGGAGAUGCGGAGGAUGAUCAUGGACAGACUGAAACUCACGAGACCAGUGGACGAAGAUAUCUGCAACCUUCCGGGGAUAAAAGAAAUAUGUGACUGGGUUAAGAAAAUAUUUGGUAGUCAUGAUGCAGCAUUUGACAUAGAUUCGGAUGGUUACUCAAAUUUCGAGGCACUUCGUGGGUAUUCGUGGCGAGGCGCGGACUGUAACGAUGCCAGGGGAGACUACCAUCCAGGGGCGAGGCCAAUAAACUCCGAUAUUACGGAUGAUUCCAACUGCAAUGGAAUAUACGGUUCCGAUCCCGCCAGCACUAGGCCGUACGAAGAAGUAUUUUGUGAGGGAACAGAACCACGCGGAGUUGUCGUUCUUGGCGAUUCCAUCAGCGCUCACUUCCAUCUUCCCGAGGAGUGGCUAGAUUCCAGAAAACUCUCUAAGAAAGUCUUCCAACAUUUGCCGUUUAUCAUAGAAAAUGAAAUUGAUUGGCCAGAACUUUCUUCCAUCACAGGUUUUGCCAAUAACAGCUGGCCGGAAGUCAUCCAGGGUCCAAUGGAUUCCAUCUACAAGCGGAUGUUCGAGCGGAAUCGCUGUAACCAUAGAGAUUACCAAAACAUUGCAGUUAACGGUGCCAGGAGCAGCUCAAUGGCAGACACAAUCAUGUAUAGCCUCAAGAGAAACGGCGAGAAAGAUUAUCCUGUUUUUGUGUUCUACGCGCUGGUUGGCAACGACGUAUGUAACGGACACCCAGACACAUUUGCUCACAUGACGACACCACAGAAGAUGCACGACAAUGCAAUACAAACAAUGAAGUACUUGGAUAAGUUACUUCCCAACGGAAGUUAUGUAAUGAUGUCUGGACUUGCUGAUGGGCGUGUCUUAUACAACAGUCUCCAUGAUAGAAUACAUCCUAUUGGUCGGCUGAACAAUGACGUCACAUACCCCACCGUUUACGAUUACCUGAAUUGCUUAGAGGUUUCUCCGUGUACUGGCUGGAUGAACAAAAAUGAAACAGUCCGAAAUCUGACCACAGCUAGAGCACUUGAAUUGAGUAACGUGUUAAAAGAUAUCGCUGCUAAUAACGCGUCCAUGUUUCCUAACAUCCAUCUGUACUACUCCGACUUCUUCUACCAUACAGUGUUUGAAUACUGGGAAAAGAAAGGAGGCCAGCCUUGGCAACUCAUAGAACCAGUCGAUGGUUUCCAUAGUAACCAGCUAGGACAAUCGAUAACCGCACAGAUUAUCUGGGACAAUUUAGAGCAACUUUUCCCAGAAAUCCUGGGCAAAGUUAACCCUAACAACGAUAAGAUCAGGAGUACGUUUGGCGACCAGGGCGGUUAUAGGCCCUAA